GUGUGUUUUUGGUGCUCUCACGCCGUGUGUUCGCCAGGUUUCUGGAAGUUUCCGGACGGGGGGUUAUAGGUGUCUGUUCCACGGGCCCGGAACCCAGUGCUGACAGGGAGACAUGUUCGGCUGCCUAGUGGCCGGGAGGCUGGUGCAGACGGACGCCCAGCAGGUAGCGGAGGACAAGUUUGUGUUCAACCUGCCCGACUACGACAGCAUUAACCAUGUGGUGGUCUUCAUGUUGGGCACGAUCCCCUUCCCCGAAAGGAUGGGGGGGUCCGUCUACAUCUCGUACCCGGAUCAGAGCGGGAUGCCGGUGUGGCAGCUCCUCGGCUUCAUCACCAACGAGAAGCCCAGCGCCAUAUUCAAGAUCUCCGGCCUGAAGUCCGGGGAAGGCGGCCAGCAUCCCUUCGGAGCCAUGACUAUACCCCAGACCCCGUCCGUGGCGCAGAUCGGGAUUUCCGUGGAGCUUCUGGAUCAGUUGGCGCAACAAACCCCGGUGGUCAACGCGGCCGCAUCCACGGUGGACUCGUUCACUCAGUUCACGCAGAAGAUGCUGGAUAACUUCUAUAACUUCGCCACGUCCUUCGCCGUGUCCCAAGCCCAAAUGACGCCAAACCCUUCCGAAGUCUUCAUACCAGCGAACGUCGUCCUAAAGUGGUACGAGAAUUUCCAGAGACGCCUGACGCAGAACCCAUUCUUCUGGAAGACAUAGACCGAGCUGGGGGUCCCG
Messenger RNA from Spea bombifrons (plains spadefoot toad), 724 nucleotides. It is a transcript of the gene HIKESHI, whose product is annotated as heat shock protein nuclear import factor hikeshi. Gene Ontology annotation, biological process: protein import into nucleus. Gene Ontology annotation, molecular function: Hsp70 protein binding; nuclear import signal receptor activity. The record is from RefSeq and is a predicted model, not a curated record. The transcript has 5 exons. Bases 113 to 706 code for a protein of 197 amino acids. Gene Ontology annotation, cellular component: cytosol; nucleus. NCBI's taxonomy places the organism in Eukaryota, Metazoa, Chordata, Amphibia, Anura, Pelobatidae.